Messenger RNA from Cinara cedri, 4869 nucleotides. The record is from the annotation of a GenBank genome assembly. NCBI's taxonomy places the organism in Eukaryota, Metazoa, Arthropoda, Insecta, Hemiptera, Aphididae.
UAGCUUUGUGGGCGAAAUGAAUUUCGCUGAUUUUACUCCACGGAAAGUUUGUGGAUUAUUUCAGACAUUACCUACUGCCACCACCGGUUAGUAACUAUAAUAUUAUAAUUAAUUUCCACGGUCUAACAACAGUUUAGUAAAAAUAUCAACAACCGACUGAUUAGUGAUUACGGGUGCGGGGUGGCAGCCUGCAGCUGGACCGAGGUACAAGAGGCUCGGUAUGGGUAAAUUAUUUUGCGUUCUUAAAAUGUUUUUAUUGCAAUUAUUUUUGUCGUACUGAUAAAAAUAAUAAUUAUUGCGAUUCACGAUGAGUCUGUCCAACGUGCGCGUCAAUUAAAACAAUUCUAGAGCUGUUUUAAUUAUUACAACGACUGCUACGGAAAUAUUUUUUAUCUACAAUAUAGGUAUUAUUAAUAUUAUUCGAGAUAAAAUUCUUAUGAUUUAUGGGUACAUUCUGUUUAAUAUUGCACUACGUAUCUACUAACGUUAGGUAUUGGUCGAGUUAAACAGGUAUCUUAAGGAAUACAACAAAAUGCAAAGUAUUUAAACUGUUAAUUCAACAUAGUUACCAAGUAAAAUUAAAUUACUCAUUUUUAAGUUCCACUUUAAAUGACAACACUGUCGUUCAAGGUGUUAAUCAUAGAUGGGACAGAAAGCAACAGCACAAGUAAGGUUUGUUUAUAUAUUUUGUUUUGAAUAGAAUAAACCAAUUGUUUUAAUAAUACUGUCUUUAGAUUAAUUUAUUUUCAAUGAUUAAUGCCUAAAAUAUGGACGAUGAAACAGAACUUGGAGAUUCAUUGGCUACAAACCUGGAUCAUUCACCCGACAGUUCAUCUAGUUUGUCUAAAUCUGAUGUUAUGGUUGGGAAUCGGAUAAUUGAUAAUUGGUGUGAGUAUUCUUUGAAGAUUUUUUAAAGUAAAAAAUUAUUAUUUUUAUGUUUUUAAAUAAUAAUUUCUAAAUUUUUUUUUUAAGAUCUAUUGACAUUUAGCAUAUACAAUAUAUACUUACUACACUAUGCCCAUACUAUUACUGCUAAUUCAUUGUUUUAUACAGGCUAAUGGACCGCACUGAGUAAUCUCAUGUGAGGACUCAUGAAAUUUUAUUUAAAAUUUUAUAUAUUAAUGCUAUAGUAAGGGCAGUAAAUUGAGGUGUUUUAAGUUUAAAAUUUAAGACAAUAUGUCAAUAUUGGUGUUUAUUCUGCCACUUAUUGUACAAGCCAAGUAGUUACUAGUUAUGUUUAUAUAACACUUGCUAUGCCACAUAAAAAAAAAAAAAAGAAUUUACAAUAUAAUUGUUAAAUAUUUAUUAUUUUAGUGGGUCAUUCUCCAAAAAGUUCAUCUAGUAUGACUAAAUCAGAUGUUAUGGCUGGAAAUCGAAUGAUUGAUAAUUGGUGUAAGUAUUAUUUGAAUAUAUUUGUUAAGAAAAUGUUUAAUUCUAGUUUUGCAAACUCAUAAAAUUGAUUUUUGUUUUGUUUUUGCCUCAAAAUAUAAAUUUCCCUUUCUGAGAACGAUGGUAUAAUAAGAAUUUAGCUCUGAAAAUAUUUAGUUUCAAAAUUCUAGCUUUUUAAAUGUGCAUGUACAACACACUCAGGAUAGAUUUAAUCUGUAAUAUUAUAAGAUGGUAUGUCAUAUUACUUUUUACUAAUCUAAAUUUUAUUUGUGAAUGAUGGUAGCCUAAGCUUAAGGCUUGGUUUAGCGAAAUUUAGAUUUACGCUAACUUUAAAACAGUAUCAGGUUUAGACUUGCAGGUUAUUUAAUAAGUAUGUAUUAUACAGCGCCUUUCAAGCUAACUAUAGCAGAACCGAUGUAUGUGGUAGGUGGUUAUCACUACUAUACCCUACAAACUUUAUAUUGCUAUAACUUUGGUGAAACCAAAUAUUUCUGCCGAAUUCUGAUUAAACCAUUGUUUUCAGUGUAAGUAAGUACACAUUUUCAAAAAAAAAAAAGUAAUUAUUGUUUAUGUCUAAAUAUUAAAUAAUAAUUUCUACAAUUCAUUAUUUUAAUUCAACUAUAUGAAUGACGGUUAUUUAUUAUGGUCACUUAAAAAUUGUUAUUUUGCUUAUAAAACAUAUGUUUGUAUCAAAACUAUAACACUAAUUACUAAAACAUAUAUAUACAUAUUAUAUAUAUAUAUAUGUUUUAGUGGGUUUAGGAGUACAUUGUACAACUUCUAUUGAAGAUUAUUGUGAUGGGGAUUUAGAGCAACCGGACUCAGAUCCAUCACCCUCAACAUCUGGACUUUCAUAUGAUUUAACAACAUUUCCAAAAACAACAUUAUCUGCAAUGCCUAUAUUUUAUCCGCAUUUUAAUGGUUGUGAUAUUCAUCCAUUACUUAUGAAUCAGAGACGACGUCAGAUUGAACCACCAAUUAUAGAUCCAUUGAAUUUACCACCACAUCCUCUUAUGCCAGAUGUUCCACGACAAAUGGUUAAUAAAACUAAGGCUAGUAUAUAAAUAUAAAUCUUUUAUUUUAUGAAUAAUCAUAAAUAUGAUUUUAAAAAAAUAUAUUCAUAGAAAUAAUAUUUAAUAUUGACUAUUUAGUUAUAAUUUUCAAAUAAGUGGUUUAACUAUAUUUGUAGUAAUUUGUAGUUGUAUUUGCAACAUUAUUAAUAUUAUCACUAAAUUGUAUGAACUUUAAUAUUGUGUAUGCCAAAAUUUAUCCAAUUCGGUGAUGGUUGACAUAAGAUUAGUUUUAUUUUAAACAAAUCUGACACCUCUACUUUACUUUCAGAUAAUUUAAUGCAAAAAUAAUCUUGUGAUUGGAAUUCUGAAUGAGCAUUGUACAUUAACUUCUGAAAUAUGUAAAAUUUAAUUAUAAUUAUCUUUGAUUUUUUUUUUAAACUUUAGUUAAUCUGUUCAUAUUACCUUUUGUUUUAUAGCCACAUACCACUUUUUUAACUUAUUUGGAUCCGUAUUUAAUAUUUUCAUAAUCAAAACUGAAACUGUAUAUGUAUAGUAAUUUUUAAAAUGUAUUUCGUUCACAUUUUGUGGUAUAUCAUUGAAAUCUAAUGUUAUAGAAUUACAUUUAGAUUUAUAUUUUGGAUUUUCUUUAUCAUUGAUGCUUAAAUACAAGGGUGUUAAUAUAGCUCUAAAAGUAAUAGAGUUAUGAUCAUACUCAGCAGAACUAAUGUUAUACCAGUUUUCAUUUGAAUUAUCAAUAUUAUUUUCCAUAAUAUUUUUUGAUUUCAUAAAAUAUAAAUUUAAUAUAGAAUUUCACAAGUAAAUUGUAUAAAUUUUUGUUUAUUUAACAAUAGAUAUUUACUAAUUAUAUUUUAAUAUAAAUAAACAAUUAUUAUUGUUAUCUGAUUUACUAGCAUUUUUAAAUAAAUAAUAAUAUAUUUAAUGUUACUCACAUUGUUAUAUUUAAUUUUUUAUUUAUUAGUUACGUACAAAAAUAUCUCAAAGGCGAUCAGAUUUUCCUAGUAGCCAGUCUACAAAUUGUGAACAAUCUUUAAUUGUGGAUACUGAUAAAUGUCAACGUAAAACGUUUUACUGUGUAGCUUGUAAUAAAACGUUUAAGUUCCAAACAUCACUGUUACGACACAAUAAUAAGGUGCACAUAAGUAAGUACCAGUGUCAAUCGUGCCAUCGUGUAUUUUCAAGGCAAGCAUAUCUUGAUGUGCACACAUCUAAACAGGGAAGUUCAUGUUACCUAGGUAAUGGAUAUACCAUUGCAAAGUCAAAAAAAUAAUAUUAAGUAAUAUUUAUAUAUAUUUAACCAAAAAAAAAAAAAAAAUAUGUAUGUGUUAUAUAAAAUAUUUGAAAUCCUUAUAUAUUAAGUGUGCCUCAGAAAUUAGUAUUAAAUUUAUUUGUUGAUUGUUAUAUUUGUUUAUAAUAUUUAUAUUUAUUUUAAAAUGACAGCAUGAUCAAGAAACUUGAAUUCUAGUCAGAGUAACAGCUUGUUUGUUCUAUAGUUCAUUAUUUACAUUGGCAUUACAUUGUUUAUUACCAUUUAUUAGUAAUCUGAAAGUAAUUAUAUAGUAUCAAGAUAGAAAAAUUAUCAGACUGAUGUUUACAACAUACAAUUUAUUGUUAUUUAUUAAUUGAUAUUAAGUCAUUUUACAUUAUUUAUUAAUAUACUUAAAUUACUCUUUUAUGUACUAUAGGAAUCUUUAGACUGAUUAUUUUUGAAUUUUAAAAGUGAAAAUUAUCCACGUAUCUUAGAUAAUUGCUUUAUUUUAGACGACAUAAUAUUCUGAGGCGCCCUUUUACUUUAAUAUUUUGUAAAAAAAAUGCAUAAAUCAUUUAUUCCUUUAUAUCUAAAAAAAGCCAUUGGUACUAUUUGACAUUCAUAAAUGAGCUUAACAUAUUUUUCUCAGGCAUAUAUUGAUUUUCUAUCUAAUUAAAAAUCUUAUUUUUUUAUUUUCUAAAUAAAUUUAUUAUUAUUAUUACUUAUUGUUAAAUUAAUUUCUAAGUGUUAUAUAAUAAUCAUAAACUGUGAUUUGAUAAAAUAUGUUUGUAAUAUUUAAUAAUAAAUAAUGUAUAAUGUAUGUAACUUAUUAUUAAACAAUAAGAAAAGACAAAAUUUAUUAUAUUUUUAUAAAACAUACAGAGGUAUAUUUCAUGAAAUGCAUGUUAUUUUAUUAAUAUAAGUCUACAAUAAAUUGUUAUGUAAUGAAACUAACAAUAAUAUGUUAAAAUUUAUUUUAUAGUUUAUAUAAAAAAAAUAUUUAUUGUUUUUAUUUAUCUGUUAUUUGGGGGAAAUUUUUCAAGAUUUAAAAUGUUAAAUUACUAUAUUAUUAUUUAAAUGUUAUUAAUUAUUUAAAUAUGAAUAAACAUAAAUUAUUUAAAUGUGUGUUAUAAUUGAAUUAAUUUAUAAUUAUUACCAAAUUAUAUUGUUUAUAUUUGUAUAUACUUUAUUAUUAUUAUA